AUGAAGAAGCUGAAGAGCUCGGAAAUCGCCAGACACAACGACAGGCAGUCGUGCUGGGUCGUUUUGUACGGCAAAGCCUACGACAUCACAGACUUCCUUGACGCACAUCCGGGCGGGGCGCAGGUCCUUUUGAAAAGUGCAGGCCAGGAUGCCACGGCCGAGUACGAGAGCGUGCACAGUCCGGACCUGGUGCAACAGACACUUCCCUCCACUUCAUUUCGCGGGUUCGUCGACUCGGACAGCAUCCGCAAGACACAAUCCACAUCCAAAGGCAGACGGGAGCAGAAUCUAAAGACGCGGUUUCCACCACUGAGGUCAUUGAUCAGCGUCAAUGACUUCGAAGCCGUCGCAAGGCAAUACCUCAGUCCAGCCGGUUGGGCAUACUAUUCAUCCGGGGCAGACGAUGAACGUAGCCGGUACGAAGCUGCUCGUGCAUUUCGCAAAUUGACACUGCGUCCCCGAGUCCUCCGCAACGUGGAUCAAGUUGAUACUAGAACCACCAUUCUCGGCAAGAACACCAGCUUGCCGGUCUAUGUUUCGCCCUCGGGAUUGGGAAGGUAUGCACAUCCCGACGCAGAAUGCGCCUUUGCCUCUGGAGCUGGAAAAGAAGGGCUCAUACAAGUAAUACCCACGAGUCCCAGCAUGCCCAUCGAGAAAAUUAUCAAUGCCCGAAUCAGCGACAGUCAGCCGGUGUUCUUUCAGCUAUAUUUCAAUCGAGACUUUGAGAAGACGGAAGCCAUGAUUCGUAGAGUGGAGAAACUGGGGGUGAGUGCGAUAUGGUUGACUGUGGACUCGCCUGUUCUCGGAAAGCGGGAGCGAGAUGAGCGGUUGAAGGUCCAAGUAAGCAGAGGCUCUAUUGUGGUUGACGAAGACCAAUAUGCCAUGCUCGAAGAACAGAAACCCGGUGUGGCUAAAGUGGCUGCGAGCGGCCUGCUCAAUCCAAAGUUGACUUGGGAUGAUAUUGCAUGGAUCCGCCAGGUUACGAAAUUGCCUCUUGUUCUCAAAGGGAUCCAAAGUGUCGAGGAUGCCGUCCUUGCGUAUGAAAAGGGAGUGGAAGGAAUUGUCUUGUCUAAUCACGGAGGCCGAUCCCAGGAUACGGCACAAGCGCCAAUGAUCACCCUGCUAGAGAUCCGACGAUAUGCGCCACAUCUGCUCAAUGGCCGAAUGGAGAUGUUCUUGGACGGCGAAAUUCGUCGCGGCACGGACAUCCUGAAGGCGCUUGCCUUGGGGGUGCGUGCAGUCGGGCUAGGGCGACCUUUCCUGUUCAGCCUUACUGGUGGUUAUGGAGAAGCCGGGUUCAGGAGAAUGGUCCAGAUCCUGCGAGAAGAGCUGGAAGGCAACAUGGCACUGGCUGGAGCCACUAGGGUUAGUGAGCUUGUACCGGCGAUGGUCAACACGCAGAGGCUGGACAACGAGGUCAUUGGCUCCAUCAAGUUGUGA
This is a messenger RNA of Fonsecaea multimorphosa CBS 102226, 1440 nucleotides long. RefSeq lists its product as uncharacterized. Gene Ontology annotation, molecular function: heme binding; oxidoreductase activity. The coding region runs from base 1 to 1440 and encodes 479 amino acids. The record is from RefSeq and is a predicted model, not a curated record. The transcript has 4 exons. Lineage: Eukaryota; Fungi; Ascomycota; Eurotiomycetes; Chaetothyriales; Herpotrichiellaceae.